AUGUGAGAUUCGUAAACUCUUCUCUUUCUGGUUCUUUGUUCUUCUCUUUUUCAUGGAUGCUCUAUUGUACUCGCAGCAAGGGAUAGAGAUGCCCUACUCGCCCAUACGUUAUUCGAAGGUCAAGCUUCCUCUAUUCGCUUCUGCUGCUUCGAGUAAACAUAGUUGUUCUCCAGUUGGAGCUUGUUGUCUCUUCCCUAUGGGAUUAAGGUCAAGCAAGAAUAUGCUUCAAAGCAGUAAGCGAAGUCUCAUCAAUGAGGUAAGUGGUCGUGCCAAAUAUAAAGUUACAAAUGUUUAUGAGCGCCAUGCUCAAGAAACUGUGAUUGAGGAAGCUGCUGAAAGGUCUGAACUCAACGUACCAAUGAAAGUCUCUCCAGGCCAAGCUUUUCCACUUGGAGCAUCUGAAAUGGAAAAUGGAAUCAACUUUGCUAUCUUUUCACAACAUGCAACUGCAGUCAUGCUUUGCUUAUCACUUCCUGGAAGGAGACUUGAUUCUGCAGCAGUGGAACUAACUUUGGAUCCUCAAAUGAACAGGACAGGGGACAUAUGGCACAUAUUUGUGGAGGACCUGCCUCGACAUGGUGUUCUUUAUGGUUAUCGUAUUGAUGGCCCUCGAGAAUGGAAGCAAGGGCAUCGAUUUGACAGCAGUGUUGUCCUUAUAGAUCCUUAUGCAAAACUAGUUGAGGGUCGCAGAUUUUUUGGAGAUUCCAAAGAUAAGAUGUCUAAGUUUCUUGGAACUUAUGACUUUACUAGCUUGCCUUUUGAUUGGGGAGAAAAUUACAAAUUUCCAAGCAUUCCUGAGAAAGAUCUUGUUAUAUAUGAAAUGAAUGUUCGUUCAUUUACUGCUGAUGAAUCAAGUGGGCUGGAUCCAGACAUACGUGGCAGCUACCUUGGGGUGAUUGAGAAGAUCCCACAUCUUUUGGAGCUUGGAAUCAAUGCUGUGGAACUUUUACCUGUAUUUGAGUUUGAUGAGUUGGAAUUUCAGAGGCGUCCAAACCCUAGAGAUCACAUGAUCAAUACUUGGGGUUAUUCUACAAUAAAUUUCUUUGCUCCUAUGAGUCGCUAUGCCAGUUCUGGGGGUGGAUCUAUUGCUGCUUCUCGGGAAUUCAAAGAAAUGGUAAAAGCCUUACAUGCUGCUGGGAUUGAGGUCAUUUUGGAUGUGGUAUAUAACCAUACAAAUGAAGCUGAUGACAAGAAUCCUUACACAACCUCAUUUCGUGGCAUAGAUAAUAAGGUUUACUAUAUGGUUGACUUCAACAACAAUGGUCAAUUGCUUAAUUUCUCAGGAUGUGGGAACACAUUAAAUUGCAACCACCCUGUGGUCAUGGAACUUAUACUUGGUAGUUUAAGACAUUGGGUCACAGAGUACCAUGUGGAUGGAUUUCGUUUUGAUCUUGCAAGUGUUCUUUGUCGAGGAAUGGAUGGAUCUCCACUCAAUGCUCCCCCAAUUAUUAAGGCAAUUGCUAAAGAUGCUACUCUAUCAAGGUGCAAAAUAAUUGCAGAACCUUGGGAUUGUGGAGGUCUUUAUCUUGUUGGAAAAUUUCCAAAUUGGGAUAAGUGGGCUGAAUGGAAUGGAAAAUACCGUGACGAUAUCAGGAGAUUCAUAAAGGGUGACCAGGGUAUGAAGGGGAGUUUUGCAACUUGUGUAGCUGGAUCUUCUGAUCUAUACAAAGUAAACAAGCGCAAGCCUUACCAUAGUGUCAAUUUUGUCAUUGCACAUGAUGGAUUUACACUAAAUGAUCUUGUUUCCUACAACAUCAAGCACAAUGAAGCGAAUGGAGAAGGUGGGAAAGAUGGAAGCAAUGAUAAUUUAAGUUGGAAUUGUGGUUUUGAAGGAGAAACUACUGAUGCUAAUGUUAAAGCCCUACGGUCGCGUCAAAUGAAAAACUUCCAUAUGGCUUUAAUGAUUUCCCAGGGAAUUCCAAUGAUGCUAAUGGGAGAUGAGUAUGGUCAUACUCGCUAUGGAAAUAACAACAGUUAUGGACACGACACUGCUAUAAACCAUUUCCAGUGGAGACUGUUGGGUUCCGGGAGAAGCAAUCAAUUUAGGUUCUUCUCAGAGAUGAUAAAAUUUCGACAAAAGCAUUCUGUGUUCAGAAAGGAGAAUUUUCUCAGUGAAAAUGAUGUGACAUGGCACGAAGACAAUUGGRACAAUUAUGAGAGCAAGUUCCUUGCCUUUACGCUUCAUGAUAAUCUUGGGGGAGAUAUCUAUAUGGCAUUCAAUGCACAUGACUACUUUUUAAGAGCCAUAAUUCCCUCACCACCACAAAAAAGACGCUGGUUUCGGGUGGUAGACACGAAUCUCGAGUCCCCUGAUGACUUUGUUCCAGAAGGCGUUCCAGGCAUUGAACGUACAUACAACAUUGCUCCUUAUUCUUCAAUUCUGCUCGAAGCAAAACCAUGAAAACAGCAUGAAUUUCCCGGGAUGAAAAUUUUAAGGAUACAGGGCUUUCCAUUCUGGAGUACCAGGAGGUAGUUGGGAGUUUCACCUGCAUAUUACGGUAGCACUCCUUGGAGGCAUUAUUCAAAGUUUGAACGGACUCCAGGGAUGGAAGUUGUUUACUGAAUUGCAGAUUUAUGCAUGAAAAUAUUGCAUUUCCAUAAUUCUAUGCAUCUUACCAUAAUUAAGGAUGGUUUCACAUGCAGGAAAUGCUCUUGUUUGUGCAAUCUUAUGACGUGAUCUAGUCCAAAAACUGACAUGACAUGAUAAA
Messenger RNA from Nelumbo nucifera (sacred lotus), 2708 nucleotides. It is a transcript of the gene ISA3, whose product is annotated as isoamylase 3. NCBI's taxonomy places the organism in Eukaryota, Viridiplantae, Streptophyta, Magnoliopsida, Proteales, Nelumbonaceae. Gene Ontology annotation, molecular function: hydrolase activity, hydrolyzing O-glycosyl compounds. The record is from RefSeq and is a predicted model, not a curated record. Gene Ontology annotation, biological process: carbohydrate metabolic process.